Messenger RNA from Phanerochaete carnosa HHB-10118-sp, 1193 nucleotides. RefSeq lists its product as uncharacterized. NCBI's taxonomy places the organism in Eukaryota, Fungi, Basidiomycota, Agaricomycetes, Polyporales, Phanerochaetaceae. The record is from RefSeq and is a predicted model, not a curated record. The transcript is spliced from 5 exons. Gene Ontology annotation, cellular component: cytoplasm. Bases 34 to 1038 code for a protein of 334 amino acids.
AAAUCCACUCCUCCUCACGCAAUACAGCGACACAUGCCUGCUCAGCUUCCCACUCGCAAAAUCGGCGACGCCCAUGUCACCGCGAUAGGUUUCGGUGCAAUGGGCCUAUCUGCGUUCUAUGGUAAGCCUCUUCCCGACGAAGAACGUCUAAAGCUCCUCGACGCCGUCUACGAACAGGGCUGCACAAACUGGGACACGGCCAACAUGUACGGCGACAGCGAGGAGCUCCUCGGCAAGUGGUUCGCGCGCACCGGCAAGCGCAGCGACAUCUUCCUCGCGACCAAGUUUGGCGCCGGUCCCAGCCCUGGCGGCUCGCCCGAGUACAUGCGUGAGCAAUUUGCGAAAUCUUUGCGCCUCCUCGGCACGGACUACGUCGAUCUCUACUACCUGCACCGCAUGGAUCCGACGAUCCCCAUCGAGGUCACAGUCGGCGCCAUGUCCGAGCUCGUCAAGGCGGGCAAGGUGCGCCACCUUGGUCUCUCAGAAUGCUCCGAAGCGACGCUACGCCGCGCAUACGCCGUACAUCCAAUCUCGGCGCUGCAGGUCGAGUACUCGCCGUUCACGCUCGACAUCGAGAACGACAAGAUCGGACUGUUCAAGGCGUGCCAGGAGCUCGGCAUCACGAUCGUCGCGUACUCGCCGCUCGGCCGCGGGCUCAUCACUGGCCAAUACAAAUCGCCAGAUGACUUCGAGCAGGGCGACUUCCGGCGCAUCAUACCGCGGUACUCGCGCGAGAACUUCCCGAAUGUCCUCAAAGUCGUCGAAGACCUCAAGACGGUCGGUACAAAGUACGGCGCGACGCCCGGUCAGGUCGCGCUCGCGUGGCUGCUCGCGCAGGCAGACAACGUGAUCCCCAUUCCUGGCACUACAAAGGAGAAGUACUUGAAGGAGAAUCUGGGCGCGCUAAGUAUCAAGCUCUCGUCAGAGGACUUGCAGGAGGUGCGCCGGGUUGCGGAGGAGGCGGAUGGCUCCAUGGGCCUGCGUUACCCUGAACAGUUGAUGAAAGUCACCUUCGCAGAUACGCCUGAGCUGCAAUGAAGUAGUAUGGCGCCGACCAUGCGAGCGGUCUGGGUGUGUAUCCCAGACCAUGUAUACACCAACAAUAUAUGCAGCUCAGUCAGCUAGUGGUCUUCUGUAGUGUAUUGCAAGGUUCUGGUUUGCGAUUUGGCAAUUUUUAUGCGGAACAGUCAAAU